UAUGAAUAUUCCAUAAAAGAAGGAGAUAUUUGGAAGACAAUUCAAGAAGUACAAAAGCUUAGAAUUAUUUAUUUAGAUAUCUUAUGCUUUAUAAUUAUUUCAUCCAAAAAGAAUUCAUGGUAAAUUAUUGUUAUCGAAUGUUUUUUAAGUUCAAGGUAUCACUAUUCUAGGUGAGAUGAAUAUUCCCUUUUAUUUAAAUAAUUAGAAUUAUACUGAUAGUUAUUUAUUAGCACCUGAAUUCAUCAGGACAUAAAAAUAUGAUUAUAAAUCAGAUAUUUGGAUGAUGGGAUAUAUGUUGUAUUAGAUGAUGUUUAAGGAUCCACUUAUUAUUGCAAAUAAUGUAGAUGUUUUACAUAAAAAAAUACUUAAAGGAGUUCAUAUUACAUACAAUCCAAAUUAUAGUCUUAACUUAAACAAUUUAUUAAAGUUGAUGUUGGGUUAUGAUCCUGAACUUAGACCUAAUGUUGAAUAAAUCUUAUUCUAUUGUUAAUAAGCUUAAAUUUCUUAAGAAGAAAUUAAUUUGAAUAGAAUUUUACCAAAAUUUAAAGCAGAUAAAUUAAUAUUACACAAAAGGAGAAUUCAAAAAAAAUAUUAAGCUAUUGAAAAUAUUGUAUAUUUAAGUGAAGAUAAUCAUAAAUAACCUUAUUUUCCUCCAUCUAAAAUUAAAAAGUAGAAUAAAUCAAUUAAACAGCUUACUUAUGCUUCUGAUUUUAAUUUUGCUAGGAAAACUAUGUAUUCUAUGUCAUUACCAAAAGUAUUGAAUUAUGAAUUUAGCAAAAUUAAAAUUAAAGAUAGUAUUGAUUAAUUAGAUAUGUAAUUUUUAAUUAUCUAUUUCUCUAGACCAUAAACCAAAUCUCAUAUUCAACUACUUAAAGUGGAUAAUCUCAUUAAAACUCAAAAAAAUAUUGUUUAAACUACAAAUAGGAUGACUCAUAAUUAAAUAGUAUUUGUCAAUAGAAUGACUUGA
Molecule: messenger RNA, 967 nt
Organism: Paramecium sonneborni
Lineage: Eukaryota; Ciliophora; Oligohymenophorea; Peniculida; Parameciidae
Source: the annotation of a GenBank genome assembly